Agrilus planipennis (emerald ash borer) is the source of this 494-nucleotide messenger RNA. RefSeq names its product 40S ribosomal protein S12 (gene RpS12). Lineage: Eukaryota; Metazoa; Arthropoda; Insecta; Coleoptera; Buprestidae. Gene Ontology annotation, molecular function: structural constituent of ribosome. Gene Ontology annotation, cellular component: cytosolic small ribosomal subunit; ribosome. The record is from RefSeq and is a predicted model, not a curated record. The transcript has 3 exons. Gene Ontology annotation, biological process: translation. The coding region runs from base 93 to 494 and encodes 133 amino acids.
AAUUCUAUGGUUAAUUUUAACUGUUUUCCAUAGAAUGUAUCUUUUGCACUGUGGUUGCAACAUUCUGCGUGUGUUUAUAGAUCAUCGUAAAAAUGUCCGACACCGAAAGUAAUGUUCCCACAAGUGCUGUGGCAUCCGGAGGAUCAAUGGAUGUGAAUCAAGCUCUCCAGGAGGUAUUGAAAAAUGCUCUUGUUCAUGAUGGUUUAGUUCGUGGUUUACAUGAAGCUGCUAAAGCAUUAGACAAGCGGCAAGCACUUUUAUGUGUUUUGGCUGAAAAUUGUGAUGAACCCAUGUACAAGAAACUUGUUACAGCUUUGUGUUCUGAACAUCAAAUUCCUUUAAUUAAAGUAGACAAAAAUAAAAUGCUAGGUGAAUGGGCUGGGCUAUGUAAAAUUGAUAGUGCUGGAAAGGCAAGGAAAGUGGUAGGAUGCUUUAGAUUUUCAGUUACAUUUGGGAUUCCUCCGGGUGUGACGGUUAAACACUGCUCUUAUUAA